This is a messenger RNA of Magnolia sinica, 627 nucleotides long. RefSeq lists its product as uncharacterized. The record is from RefSeq and is a predicted model, not a curated record. The transcript is spliced from 2 exons. Lineage: Eukaryota; Viridiplantae; Streptophyta; Magnoliopsida; Magnoliales; Magnoliaceae. The coding region runs from base 1 to 627 and encodes 208 amino acids.
AUGCCUCACUUCCUUUUGGCCGACUUAUUUGUAAAAUUGCUCGCCACUUUAGUUUUAGACUCCAUAUGGGUGACAUUGCCCCGAUUCAUAUCAUCAGUGACACUACACUCAACAAUAGGCCCCAGGCAACGCCAAGUAAGGCUUGAUGAAUAUGGGGAUGAGAUUGAGGAGGAGAGUGAGGAGGAAGGCAGUGGCGAGGAGAACACCGAGGAAGGAAGUGAUGAGGAAGAGCAGGAAGAGGAAGAAGGGGAGGCCCAAGAUCUACAUAAGGAGCCUCCUACUGCUACACAUGAAGACCACCAUGAUAGGGCCGCCUUGGAAGCCCGCCUAGCUCAAAUUGAAGAGAAUCAGGCCACUCUGAGUCAGGAAAUCAAGGAUACCCAGGCCGAAUUGAAGCAAAAGCUUGAAGAGAUCGAAACUGCUGCCUCUGCUGCUGCGGCCUCGAAGGCUGGGGCUGAUGAUGCUACUGAGGGGGCCUCGGUGGUAGGGGUUGUUGUCAUUGCUGCUAUGGUGGAAGCUGCUAUGGUGGAGGCUGUUGUAGACCUCUCUGUUAUUGCUGCUGCUGUGGGCGGGGACACUCCUAUAUAUGGUGCCCCGUCGCACCGCACUCAAAACAUGUGCCGGUGA